AUGUCUACUCUUACAUCUCUGCAUCUCAUUUUUGAUAGUCUUGCAGGGAAAGGUGGAGAGCGCAUUUAUGGCCCAUAUUUCCCAGUUGAGGAAAAUGAGUGUAAGCAUGAUAGGGAAGGGUUACUAUCAAUGGAUAGAAGAGACUGUAAUGAUCGUGGGUCUCAUUUUGUAAUAACAUCGGGAGCUGAUCACAGCCUUGAUAGCUCUCGCGUCAUUUUUGGCGAGGUUGUGGAUGGGCUUGAUGCGCUACAGGAUAAAACAUUUUUUGCAGCUAGUCAUAGGCCUUGGUAUUUGGAUGGUGUGGCGUCAGGUCCUCUCUAUAUGAUGGUGGCUCUCUACCCUAAAUCAUUCAGGUACUCACAAGGUUCUUCAAGGAAAUCUCAAGGGCCAAGUGGAUCAUGCCCAUCCUUCGAUCCAUCUUCUGCAGGGAAACGUCGAAAGGCGAGGAAUUUGGGUUUAAAUUUUCUAAUAAAAAAUUUGAUGAAGGUCAUGCAUUGUUCAAAAUCUAAAUAUACUGAUAUGAAUAGGAGAAUGAGACGUACACGUGUCCAGUUAGUGACUUUGGACUCCACGAAGGCUCUGGAGGUUCAAGUGGGAAAGCCAGCUGGCGUUGAGGGACAGAACGCGCAGGAGUUCUCGCACUAG
This is a messenger RNA of Prosopis cineraria, 645 nucleotides long. RefSeq lists its product as uncharacterized. The coding region runs from base 1 to 645 and encodes 214 amino acids. Gene Ontology annotation, molecular function: peptidyl-prolyl cis-trans isomerase activity. Lineage: Eukaryota; Viridiplantae; Streptophyta; Magnoliopsida; Fabales; Fabaceae. The record is from RefSeq and is a predicted model, not a curated record. The transcript is spliced from 4 exons. Gene Ontology annotation, biological process: protein peptidyl-prolyl isomerization.